UUAAAAUGUAUCCCAAAAGUUUGGUGUACUUUGUGCUAUUAUUCGGGUCUCUAGCGUUCGGGAAAAACAUUGGAUACAAAGACAAAGGUGACAGGGGUGAUUUCAAGCGAUCUCUAUCGAAAAACUGCGACGAUUCGUACUCCUUGACGUGCUUGAAGUUAAACGUGAUAUCGUGGGUGGAUAAAUUAAACGAGGACAGUGAUUACAGUGUCUUACCUGGUGUUUCGAUAGUGCGUGAAAACAGCAGUGCAGUGCCAGAUAACGAUGACGUGGUGGCCGCGGAUUUGGCCAGGAAUUUCCCGAGCGAUCCAAACGGCCGUUUGGACGCGUUCCUCCAAAAGAAAGUCAGCGGUUUCCUCGACAAUCAUUCUAUCAAGUUGAAGCUCGGAGGCGGGACCGAUUCGGCUUUUACCGGGCGCAAGAAGGACAAGGGAGGCGGUAACGGACUCGGAGCGAUCCUAGCGUUGGGUGCCAUGAUGAAGGGAGCCCUUAUGUCGAUGGCUUUGGCUGGUAUAGCAGCUUUGGCGGGAAAAGCUCUGAUGACCAGUUUGAUUUCGCUACUCCUCUCCCUCAUCUUGGGAUUGAAGCAUAAGGGUGGCGGCGAGGGACACUCGACAUACGAAAUUGUUGCCAAACCGUCACACGGUCACGGAGACUGGGGCAGACGAAGUUUGGACGCACCUCUACCCAGUGGCCUGCAACCGGAUUACAAGUUGCCGGAAUAGGUCGCCAAUGUGAUAAAUAUUUAAGUUAUUAUUUAUUUGUUAUUUAUGAUGCUUUUAAAUAAAGGAAAACGUUUUUGU
Molecule: messenger RNA, 803 nt
Organism: Cylas formicarius (sweet potato weevil)
Lineage: Eukaryota; Metazoa; Arthropoda; Insecta; Coleoptera; Brentidae
Exons: 1
Coding region: 6-725 (239 amino acids)
Source: RefSeq, a predicted model, not a curated record